This is a messenger RNA of Rosa chinensis, 2095 nucleotides long. RefSeq names its product eukaryotic translation initiation factor 3 subunit D. Bases 102 to 1799 code for a protein of 565 amino acids. Gene Ontology annotation, biological process: translational initiation. Gene Ontology annotation, molecular function: translation initiation factor activity. Gene Ontology annotation, cellular component: eukaryotic translation initiation factor 3 complex; cytoplasm. Lineage: Eukaryota; Viridiplantae; Streptophyta; Magnoliopsida; Rosales; Rosaceae. The record is from RefSeq and is a predicted model, not a curated record. The transcript has 2 exons.
UUCUUCUAGGGUUUUAAUCCGAAACCCAGACGCUUCAGUAUCGUUUUCCACUGUCAAAACACCGCCACCAAAUCUCUGAAACCCUUGAAUCGAAUCCCGCCAUGGUCGAAGGCUUCGAAGUCGGCGGCGUCCCCUUCAACCCCGACGGCUGGGGCCCACCGGAUUCCGCCACCACCACAACCAACACCUCCAACCUCCCCCUCAACGUUCCCUUCGCCCCCUUCUCCCGCUCCGAGAAGCUGGGCCGGAUCGCCGACUGGACCCGCACCUUCAACAACCCGGCCCGGUCCAAAAACCCCUCCGACGCCGUCUUCGACUUCUCCAACGACGAGUCGUUCCCCGGUAACGCCGAUGACGACUCCACCUUCCGCCUCGUCGACGGAAAACCGCCGCCGCGUCCCAAAUUCGGCCCCAAGUGGAGGUUCCAGCAGCAGAGGCAGCUCCCUCACCGCCGCGACGAGGAGGUCGAGGCCAAGAAGCGCGAGGCUGAGAAGGAGAGGGCUCGCCGUGACCGGCUUUACAACAUGAACAGAUCCAAUGUCAACAUGCCCCGCCGUGAAGCUGCCGUGUUCAAAUCGUCGGUGGAUAUCCAGCCGGAAUGGAACAUGCUGGAUCAGAUCCCGUUCUCGACCUUCUCCAAGCUCUCUUUCACUGUCCCUGAGCCGGAGGAUCUCCUCUUCUGCGGCGCACUCGAGACCUAUGACCGAACCGUUGAUCGAAUCACACCGAAGAAUGAGCGCAGGCUGGAGCGGUUCAAGAACCGCAACUUCUUCAAGGUCACAACCACUGAUGAUCCAGUCAUUCGCCGACUUGCAAAUGAAGACAAGGCUACCGUUUUCGCCACUGAUACGAUCCUCUCGACCCUCAUGUGUGCGCCGAGGUCAGUUUACUCUUGGGACAUUGUGGUUCAGCGAGUUGGAAACAAGUUGUUCUUUGACAAGCGUGAUGGCUCUCAGCUCGACUUGCUUUCGGUCCACGAGACCUCUCAGGAGCCCCUGCCCGAAGCCAAGGACGAUAUCAAUUCAGCUUAUUCAUUGAGUGUUGAGGCUGCUUACAUUAACCAGAAUUUCUCUCAGCAGGUUUUGGUUAGAGAUGGGAAUAAGGUCACUUUCGAGGAGCCCAACCCAUUUGCAAAUGAAGGGGAGGAAGUUGCCUCUGUUGCUUAUCGGUACAGAAGGUGGAAGCUGGACAGUGAGGUGUCUCUGGUUGCAAGGUGUGAGGUUCAGAGUGUUAUGGAGGUUAACAACCAGAGGUCGUUUUUGACUCUGAAUGCGCUCAAUGAAUUUGAUCCUAAAUAUUCUGGUGUGGAUUGGAGGCAGAAAUUGGAGACUCAGAGGGGUGCUGUUUUGGCCAAUGAGCUUAAGAACAAUGCUAACAAGUUGGCUAAAUGGACUGCACAAGCUCUAUUGGCUGGUGCUGAUAUGAUGAAGUUGGGUUAUGUUUCAAGGGUUCAUCCUCGUGAUCACUUCAACCAUGUGAUUUUGGCUGUGAAUGGAUAUAAGCCCAAGGAGUUUUCCUCGCAGAUUAAUCUGAACCAGGCCAGUAUGUGGGGAAUUGUAAAGUCUAUUGUGGACUUGUGUAUGAAACUGAAGGAGGGUAAGUAUGUACUGGUGAAGGAUCCAUCUAAGCCACAAGUUAGAAUAUAUGAGGUUCCACCAGAUGCUUUUGAAAAUGACUAUGUGGAGGAACCACUACCAGAGGACGAGCAAGUUCAGCCCCCUACUGAGGAUGGCCAAGGUGCAGAGCCAAAUAUUGCUGCAACUGAUGUGGAGGAUAAAGAGGUUGAAGCUCAAGCUUAAAUGGUUAAGUUUGAUACUUUAACAUUUGCUGGGAUUGAGACGUGAUUACAACUAUUAACAGUUGCAACGGGAGACAUAUGAUAUGCCUGUUCAAGGACUCUGUAUCUGAAUCUGCAAUUCUUUUAUUGAUCAGUGGCAUGUAGUACUUACCCAGCAUUUGUGCUUGCCAUCAUCUAUACUGGCUAGAUACAAUUAGUUAGCCAUUGGAAUGGUUUUUGUUUGUCUAUUGGAUUCCUUAUGUUUUGUUUUAUAAAACUUAAUUUUGCCUUUAAUAUUCUGGAGGACGUUCAUAAUCA